This is a messenger RNA of Cyanidioschyzon merolae strain 10D, 1347 nucleotides long. RefSeq names its product probable tRNA/rRNA cytosine-C5-methylase NOL1. Lineage: Eukaryota; Rhodophyta; Bangiophyceae; Cyanidiales; Cyanidiaceae. Gene Ontology annotation, molecular function: methyltransferase activity. Bases 1 to 1347 code for a protein of 448 amino acids. Gene Ontology annotation, cellular component: nucleolus. The record is from RefSeq and is a predicted model, not a curated record. The transcript has a single exon. Gene Ontology annotation, biological process: rRNA base methylation.
AUGCACCCCGUCUAUAGAAGCGUUGCGCAGGUUUUAACGCUGACGGAAACGUCAUCCGCUUCGCUGCGCACGUUUCUGUACCGCGAACGAACGCGUCUGGGUACCGAGUGGCCACGCGUGUACGCCUUGGCAACCGAGACACACCGCUGGAGCCACGAACUCGAGCGGAUACUGCAGAGUGCGAUCCAGCAGCAACCAAAAGAUGAACGGCGCUGGUGGCACGACUGGUUGAGACGUCCCACGAACCACUGGCUAGCUCGAGUUGUGGUCUACGAACGCUGUUUUGGCCGCGGUAACUUGCUUCGCGCUGGAGGGUUCAUCGCUCGUAAGCUCAAAAAAUUGCUCAGCGCAUCAACAACGUCCUGUGGCGGGUCCAGGACGAACACCGAUGAGCCGCCAUCUUUUCAACAAACAGAGGAUUAUCGCUUUUUCUGGUUUCGACCGCAAGUCCUUGGCGGUUUGGAUCCUGCGGCAGUCGAACGCGCCUUCCCUGGAUGCGUUGAACGCGAUCUUGCAUACCCGGACCUCUUCUGGUGUUUCCAUGGAGACCUAGGGGCAUUCCUCAGCCAUGAGUGGGUGCAGCGCGGGCUACUCAUCGUGCAGGACAGAGGUUCGUGCCUGGCUGCGCUCGCGCUCCAACCACAACGCGGCUGGCACCUUAUCGAUGCAUGUGCAGCACCUGGGAAUAAAAGCAUGUUUCUUGCCAAUCUGCUGCAACAGAGUGGCAUGGUUUAUGCAUUCGAAAGAGAUGCCGAACGUUAUCGGGCGAUGGUAUCGCGUGUUCGCAGCGCAGGAUUCACCCAGAGCAUUCGCAUGCAUCUGAAGGACUUUCGAACAGUGGUAUCCGAUGAUGCUCAUGAUGGCGCUCUUGCGCAAGCGUCAGCGAUCCUAGUCGAUCCGUCGUGCUCAGGGUCUGGUUUAGUGCGUUACCGGCCCGUCGGGGAGCGCUAUAACUGGUCCAGAAUCGGUCGACUGGCUGCCGUUCAGAUUCAGCUACUUCGGCAUGCGCUGGUGGCUUUUCCUCGAGUCCGGCGGGUUGUCUACUCCACGUGUAGCGUACUGAUUGAGGAAAACGAAAAAGUUGUCGAGGCGCUGCUCGCCGAUCCGUUCAUCGCAAGUCGUUGGCGCUUGGACACUGUCUUCCCCGCGUGGCCGCAUCGUGGUUUGGCUGGCUGCUCUGCAGCGGUUCGUAUUCCCGCGCAGGCAGCGCAGACACGAACCCCGCUUGGAGUCUCUGGUCCAAGGAUAGGCGCAAGCACUGCAGAAAUAGCCACAGCUCCCGUUACAGGUUUCUCGUCACGUUCUGCGUAUUUCAUAGCGGCCUUUGAAAGACGCGACGCACAGUGA